UUUCUCCUUGCAUAGGUCCGUCAAUUCGAAUUCGAUGCUUCUCCUUUUCUCGUCCAUGGAGUCUUCGUCAUCGUCGACUCCCUCGAAUUUUCUUUUUUAUUGGAAUUAUCUCAAUUUUAUAUUAUUCCGUCCGGUUCUAGCUAUUCUUUUCGUCCUCUCCUUCAUUAUACUCUGGUGGUUGCUGGCAUGGAAGUUGGUUCUGGUUCACGUGCCACUGGUUCAAGAAAUUUUCGGUCUGAGGAAAAAACCGGCUAAAGCAAAGCCGCCGCCUCGUCGAUUUUCCAGAUAUUAUAACAGCAUCAACGCUCAUAAUUCUACUUCUCAAUAGAUGAUAGCAGCCAUAAAGCUCUGUUUUCAAAUGAUGGAACCUAAAUCGAUUCUGGCAGUUUAAAAUGCAAAAAAAGACAGUCCGGAGCCUCAGGAGAUUGAAAUUCUUCAAUCCUUCAUGCUUCACGGACGGGAAAGGGAUAUCAGUUGUCAAAUAGCAAAAUGCUAAUUCGUUAAUCAUUUGAUGUAAAUGAAGGAAUUGACAUUAUACUUCAUUGCCUUCUGUAAAUAAAUUUUCAGCAGUUGUAAAGAAUUCGGUUAUUGAAAAUGAAUAAUGAUCAUCAAAAGUUUACCCAU
Messenger RNA from Durio zibethinus, 624 nucleotides. RefSeq lists its product as uncharacterized. The record is from RefSeq and is a predicted model, not a curated record. NCBI's taxonomy places the organism in Eukaryota, Viridiplantae, Streptophyta, Magnoliopsida, Malvales, Malvaceae.